AAAAGAGAUGGAGCAAGUGAUAGACGAUGUUCAUGCGAGCUGUAAUCCAUCAGCUGAGAGGGGAAGUAGCAAGCUGAACACAUCAGUGACACAAGAAAGACGCUCCCACAGAUACAAACAGGGACAACAAAUCAGAUGUAAAAGCCAUUCGGGCUCGUUUUCAGACUGGAGGUGUGUCUAUGGAAGGAAGUGCUCCAGCGCGUCCAAAAACUGCUGUUCACCCAACCCUAUCAGGUCCCAUGGUGCCAUCCAAAAAACCUGCGCUUGAGGUCAGCCUCUCAGGUGGUGCUCCUGCCUCUGCUUCUAACAUCACUAUCCCUAAAAAUAGCUACAUGAAGAACAUAGUGUCCAACAGCAGCGCUCCAGAGUUGUGGGAGUCUCCAAAGCCUAAAGCUCUAGUCAGCAGGUUUGAGAAUGCAAAUGCAAAUGAGGAUAGCAAACCCCCUUUUGCUAAACCCUUGAAACCAAAACCACCAGAUUCGAACCAGAACGGCGAACCAAAGCCGAAGAUACCAUUUCAGAAGCCGUUGAUAACAGAGGCCAAGAACACAUUCCCAAAGCCACCAUUGAUGACAAACAAACCUUUCAAGAUCCCCAAAACUGAGAACAAUGAAAGCACUUUGAAUGCCAGCCCUGCCCUUUCAAAAAUGCCUGCAGCUCCCAAACCGAAGAGUAAUUUCAACGCACUUCGGCAGCAGCCAGAAGAGAACAAGGAGGAGGAACAUUCGCAAAAAACAUUCUCACACUCAAAUUCAAGCUUUCGUACUGCCCAAAAUCUCUUCAAUAAAGCAGAAGAUGCAACAAAAGAUGAACCCAAAGCACAAAGCUCGAAAGAACCACAGGUGGCAGGUCCGGGGAUACUACGAAAGAAACCUAGCUACAAGGCCAAACCCUCUGGUCUAGACACUCAUUCAGUGAAAGAUGGUCCUUCAGCCCCCAAAAAGAACCCAUUACCUAACAGUCUUGCUCUCGGCAGUGCGCCAAGCAAACCUAACAGACCACCCAAAGUCAACCUUGAGAAAUUUAAGAAGGGUGUAGAACCUCCAGCUGAGGUCCCUGAAAUAAAGAAGGGAGGCCCUUUGCCUCCUCCUCCUCCAGCGGCACAUCCCAGUACCAAUUUAGCUCCGUCUUUGCCUCCACGACCUCCAGGGCCCAGAGUACAGGACGAUGAGGACUAUGAUGAUGUUGGUGAUUUGAAUGACUCGUUUGGAAAUGCAGGACGCCGAGACGAGGGAAGUGGAAGUGAUGGGGAGACGUAUGAGGAACUUGAUCAAUGGACUGCACCAGAAGUGAAGGAGCAAGAAAAGAAACGGGAAAAGGAAGAGAAAAAGCGAGCAGAGCAAGAAAAGAAAGACCAGAAGGAACGUGAAAAAAAAGAACAAGAGGCCAGAAAGAAAUUCAAAAUGUCAGGGCCCCUGCAAGUCAUCCAUAAAGUCAAAGCAAGGGUAGACUGUAAAGGUGGCAGGAAUGACCUCAGCUUUAAACAGGGCGACUCGAUUGACAUCCUCCGGAUUACAGACAACCCAGAGGGCCGAUGGCUGGGCAGGAAUCAAGAAGGGGCCUUCGGUUAUGUGAAGACUGAAUCGGUCCAGAUCGACUUUGAUGUUCUAAAGAAUCAAAGUAGGCCUCUGCCUGAAAAUGAUGGAGAUGUGUAUGAUGAUGUGGGGUCUCAGGAGGAUAGUAGGGGCAACAGUGGUCCAGGAGUCAUUCUGCCUCCACCACCCGAGGGACCGGAUGAUGUAUAUGAUGAUCUGGAUGAUUCCAGUCUUAAUGUCAGCAGCCGGGAGCCCGGGUCUCUCACCAAAGCACGCAGCUUCAUUCGGAUGCUAAAGACCCCCACUGACUGGAGAAAAAACCCUGUCAGCAUUAACGUGGUUCCUCCUCCUCCACAGUUCAGUCCAGAGGAUAACCAAGCCGAGGAAAUAUAUGAUGAUGUGGACACACCGCAGCCUCCCACCAGUAUGCCUCCUUCCAAACUGAAGCCGGUGAAACCUGAUGCUAAGCCUGAGGACCCGAAGAAGCAGAAGAAAUUUGAGAAAGAGGAGAAGGAAUUCAGGAAGAAGUUUAAGUUUGAUGGUGAGAUCCAGGUUAUGUAUCAAGUGACUAUAAUCAACAAUAAGAAAGGCAGUGGAAAGGAUUUGACAGUGCAGGCCGGCGAAAUCCUAGACGUCAUCAGCAACUCGGACAAUGACAAACUAAUCUGCAGGAACAAGGAUGGAAAAUUCGGAUAUGUCCCAAACAGUAACAUUCAGACUGAAGAUAAUGACAUCUAUGAUGACGUCGGUGAUGAUUGCAUCUAUGACAACGACAACUGAUUUGAAGAUCGCCAGCCUCCUGAUGGUGGACCUCAGCCCUGUUUAAAUGCCCCUUCUGACAUUUUAUCUGGAGUCAAUCCAGUCAUGUGACUCAAAGCCAGCAGGAGCUCCAUUUCAUCAGUGUACAGGAACAAUGUACACAGCAUCCCUUUUCUAUAUGUACCUGAUCAGCUGAAACGUUUGAUGUCCUGUCUGUUGGACUACAAAAUUAUUUCAAGGCUGCAUUGUGCACACUUCAUUUGCCUGAUUUUUUUUCUUGGUGGUAAAGUAUUUACAGAUAACAAGGAAACCCAGUGUGCUACUAUUUCUUUUCUUUUGGUCAAAAAAAUAAUAAUUAUAAUAAACAUAUGCAGCUGUAGAACAUUUGUACCACUUUAUUUAUGUAAGAGGCAGUAUUUUGUCUUUUUUUUCUGCUGUUAUAUUGUCAGGGUUUCUUUUGUAAUCUUAAGUUUAAUAAAGAAUUCCAUUAAAAGUUA
Silurus meridionalis is the source of this 2791-nucleotide messenger RNA. It is a transcript of the gene fyb1b, whose product is annotated as FYN binding protein b. Lineage: Eukaryota; Metazoa; Chordata; Actinopteri; Siluriformes; Siluridae. The record is from RefSeq and is a predicted model, not a curated record. Bases 180 to 2315 code for a protein of 711 amino acids. Gene Ontology annotation, biological process: T cell receptor signaling pathway; protein localization to plasma membrane; integrin-mediated signaling pathway. The transcript is spliced from 19 exons. Gene Ontology annotation, molecular function: protein binding. Gene Ontology annotation, cellular component: plasma membrane.